CAAUGACUUUUCUUGCUCUCAAAUAAAUAAAUAAAAGAGUACUUCACUUUCGACUUUCGCCAUCACCUCCAGCGAUUCAACUUGCAAUAAGAAAAGCUCGUCUUUGAUCGUCGCUUCGUUUAAGCUACAUCUAAAGUUCCUUUGAUAUUUCGUUAUUAAUUAAUUUCCGGUUUACGUUAGUCGGAAGCGAUGCCUUCAGCCGCGUCGCAGCAGUGGCAAGAGAAGGCUAGCGGUUUCAUUUCUUCGUCAGGGGUGAAGCUGAAGGAAGCUAGCCAAACGGCCGGAACGUUUGUCGGAGAAGUUGCCAAGGAUGCCAAAGGCAACGUUGCUGACGUGGCGGAACGAGUCGGUUCCAUGGUCAAAAGCCGAUGGGCGAUUCUCCGGCAGCCGGCGACUAGACAUGCUGUACAGGAGAGUCUUAUAACGGCUGCUGCAACGACUGGAACCUUUCUGAGGAAAGGCAUCACCGGGACUAAAGAUAAGGUUGUUGUUGGGAAAACAAAAGUUGAAGAGGUGGCAAAAAAGACUGCACAGAAAAGCAAGAUAAUUUUGACUGACAUAGAACGAUGGCAGAAGGGUGUUGCUAGCACUGAUGUGUUUGGAGUUCCUAUUGAGGUUACUGUGCAACGGCAACAAUCCAGCAAGCCCAUUCCUCUUAUAUUGGUGAAAUGUGCAGAUUUUCUCGUAUUAUCAGGUCUAAAUUCUCAAUACUUGUUUAAAGCUGAAGGAGAUAAAAAGGUCAUUGAGCUAUUGGUUUCUGCAUACAACCAAGAUUUCAAUGUCUCAAUACCUGAGGGUGUGAAUCCAAUUGAUCUAGCAGCUUUAACCAAAUAUUACAUUGCUAGUCUUCCUGUGCCACUCACUACCUUUGAGCUUUAUAAUGAGAUCAAAGGUGCCCGUUCUAGCAUUCAUGCUAUGAGAAACGUAUUAAAGAAGCUUCCUAGUGUAAACUACAUGACUCUUGAGUUCAUCACUGCAUUGCUGCUUCGUGUUAGCCAGAAAUCAGUCCUUAACAAGAUGGAUGCCCGAAGCCUUGCCAUGGAAAUGGCACCUGUUAUUAUGUGGCAGAAGGGUCAGAAACCAGAAUCUUAUAGGAAAUACUGGAGUCAUCCAACCAAAAGUCCUUCCAAGGGUAGCAUGGAUUCGACCCCUGCUUAUAGUGCAUGGGACAUGCUUGCUGAUGAUGGAGAAGAUAUGGAUGCUUCCUCCCCCAUUCCUUUGGAUGAUGGGAUGCUAGUUGAUUUUGGUGCCAUUGAGGUUAUUCAAUGCCUCAUAGAACAACACAAUCCCAUAUUUACAGAUGCUAAUGAGACAGUCUGGAGAUGAUCGAGUUGAACCUCUAUCCUUAUGCCGCGUGCCCAGCGAAAUCAAUUAUCUCUUGGGAUGAAAUUUCAAAAUUUUGGUCCAGAUGAUUGUUAUGCAGUAGUGGAUAUUUUGUUGGCUGCCAAACCUGGGAACACACUUGCAUGUGUGACUGUACAUUUUAGACAUUAGGGAGUUUCUUUCUAGUACACUAGUAUUUGGAGAAAUAUUGUCUAUUUUGUGGAAAUGACUAACCCUAGAGCAACUGCUUUGAAUGGAAGUUCUGGUUUGUUAUCUACAGCUUUAUUACUAGGGGGAAUGUCCAUUGGACAUUCAGUAAGUGAAUAUAGUAGGCAAAUGCACUCUGGAUUUGAUCCACCGGAUUGGACUCUAAUGGUCCUCUAUAGAGGAUGGUGGUUUUAAGGCUGUAUG
Messenger RNA from Durio zibethinus, 1734 nucleotides. Its product is annotated as putative Rho GTPase-activating protein At5g61530. Gene Ontology annotation, molecular function: oxidoreductase activity. The record is from RefSeq and is a predicted model, not a curated record. Lineage: Eukaryota; Viridiplantae; Streptophyta; Magnoliopsida; Malvales; Malvaceae. Gene Ontology annotation, biological process: signal transduction.